UUCCUUUUCCUUUUCGGGAAGAGAACCAUAAAAACGAAGAUGUGACGAGCGAAAUAGUGGCGCGAUCGAAACCGUAAUCCUUCCCAAACCCUUCCUCGAUUCCUCGAUUCCUCGGCGGAGCACAACAAUGGGGAGGCGAUCUGGGAAGAAGCCGCUCUUCUUCUUCUCCAAGAAGUCGCGGUCGACCAAGAGGAUGGAGCUCCAACCUAGGGUUUCGGCGACGUCGCCUAUCCCUAACGCGAAAGCCCUCAAGAACUAUGGGGGCGCGGCGGCCGAGGCGGCGACGGCGGCCGCCGCCGCAUCCGGCGGCGCCGGCGGUGGCUCGAAGGGCGCCAAGAAGAAGUCGGGGGCGCGGCUGUGGAUGAGGUUCGAUCGCACGGGGCACACGGAGAUCAUGGAGUGCGACAAGAACGCCAUCAUCAAGCGCGCGGCGAUCCCCACCCGCGACCUUCGGAUCCUCGGCCCCAUCUUCUCCAACUCCUCCAACAUCCUUGCCAGGGAAAAGGCUAUGGUUGUCAACCUUGAAUAUAUUAGGGCUAUAGUCACUGCCGAGGAAGUGCUGCUGCUAGAUCCUUUAAGCCACGAAGUUAUCCCUUUCAUUGAUCAAUUAAGACAGCAGAUCCCACUGAAGAGCCCUCCUAGGGUUAAUGACGCUGGGCAUAGAGAAAAAGAAGGCAGAGAAAUGUCUUUAAUUGGUGGACAAUUGCCUCCUAUAAAUGAGGGAGUUGAGCGAGAGCUUCCCUUCGAGUUUCAGGUGUUGGAGAUUGCAUUAGAAUUUGUUUGUUCAUCGUUGGACUCUACUGUUGCUGAUCUUGAAAGAGAUGCAUAUCCUGUGCUGGAUGAGCUGGCCAAAAAUGUUAGCACCAAGAAUCUUGAGCGUGUGCGGAGUUUGAAGAGCAAUCUUACUCGUUUGCUUGCACGUGUUCAGAAGGUUAGGGAUGAAAUUGAACAUCUUUUAGAUGAUAAUGAGGAUAUGGCACAUUUGUAUUUAACAAGGAAGCAAAUACAGAAUCAGCAAUUUGAAGCUUUGGUGACUUCUGGGGCUUCCAAUAGCAUUGUUGCUGCAGGGCCAAAUUUGGCAAGAAUUAGCUCUAAUAAUCAGGGCAGUGCAAGCAUUGUUACUAGUAUUUAUCCAGAUAAUGAUGUAGAGGAUCUGGAAAUGUUGCUCGAGGCUUACUUCAUGCAGCUGGAUGGUACCCGCAACAGAAUCUUGUCGGUUCGGGAAUAUAUUGAUGAUACCGAAGACUAUGUCAACAUCCAACUCGACAACCAGCGAAAUGAACUUAUUCAGCUCCAGUUAAUAUUAACCAUGGCAUCCUUUGGAAUAGCUCUUGACACAUUCAUAGCAGGGGCUUUUGCCAUGAACAUACCUUGCAACCUAUAUAAUACUAACGGCAUCUUUUGGCCCUUCGUCGCAGCCACUUCUGCUGCCAGUUUCUUUAUCUUCCUGAUCUUAUUGGGCUACGCAAGGUGGAAGAAGCUGCUUGGUCCGUAAAAUGGGAGCAUGGUCUCAGUUGCAACUGAAUGCAACUAAAGGGAUGUCUUCAGUUCUAUUCUGCCAAUAUUUUCACACCGCAGCUGGACGCAACUGCAGUUACAUAUAUAACCAACUAUAAGAUAUGCAAAGCACAUAUAAUGUCCUGUUAGAGGAAAUAUCAAAAUAUUGCCUAUUUAAAGUUAUUUUACAUAAUUUUUGUCGUCUACUCAAAUUUGUGUAGAUCAGCUCUUGGAUUGAAAUUUUCAGGGUAAUUGUUAGUGUUUUUUUUUUCCCC
Messenger RNA from Ananas comosus (pineapple), 1772 nucleotides. Its product is annotated as putative magnesium transporter MRS2-G. Bases 128 to 1495 code for a protein of 455 amino acids. Gene Ontology annotation, biological process: magnesium ion transport. Gene Ontology annotation, molecular function: magnesium ion transmembrane transporter activity. The record is from RefSeq and is a predicted model, not a curated record. Lineage: Eukaryota; Viridiplantae; Streptophyta; Magnoliopsida; Poales; Bromeliaceae. The transcript has 4 exons.